AUGGAGAGUUUUCACUUUCCUCUGAGAAGCAUUCGUGCCACAUGGCUGAGCCUCAGCCCCGCCCCCUGGGUGAUGGAUCUCCUCCUCACCCUUCCCAGCGGGCUGGGGCUCUUCCUCCUGAUACUUCCCUGCCUUGGAAGUGAUCCUUCCUUACCACCACCUAGAAGAGAGAGAAACGUCAGGAAGGGAGAGGAAAGUGGGACCGUUCCCAGUCCCCGGCACUUUCUUGUCCCUCAGAAUCCAGCGGGGACCAGGGGAAGGCUCAGGAGCAGGAAGAAGAACCGCGCUCUGAAAGCCCGUGGAAACCGCCUGGGGGAACUGGAGGGAGUCGAGGACCUGGUCUCCCUUCAGCAGAGCCACCUGGGGAUGCCCCCUGACAAGGACAGCUUUCAUCGACUCUCACACAGAUACCCGCUAGGUGAGGUGUGCGAAAAAGCAGCCGCUGAAGCCCCCCGGCCACGCGGGGAGCACGUGGAAGACGCUGCUCUCAUUCUGUCCGCCUCGGCCUCCCCGGCUGCUCGGACUGAGUGUCCUCUGCCUCUGGCCUCCAGCCCUCUGCCAGCCCCGAUCACCCCAGUCUCUGGUGGUUCACACUCAUCCCCGACGGCCGCCCCACCCCCAGAGCCUUUGCCUCCCCUAGAAUGCUCCUCACCCAGGCCACGUGUGCUUUCCCUUCCCCCACCACUGCCCCCCAACUCCACCCUCUGUCUGCACCCUCUAGAAAGCUUCACAGCUCCAUACCUGCUGGACCCCAUCAUGACUCUCUCUCACUUUGACACAUACAAGUGUGUGUCGGCUUCACCCAUUCUGGCCAUCUCAGACCUCGGUCGUUCAAGCAGUCCCCUCUCUGCCCCCUCCUGGUGGCAGGUGGCUGCCAGAACCCGGUGCCUCUCCAUCUUGUCAGUUUGUAAGUCCCGGCAAGAACAUCUCUCCCGCCACCCACCCGAGGCCUCGUUCAGGAGAGACCCCAUAAACAGGCAGAUGGAGGCUGGCAGCCUCUUUUUGCUCAGCUCUGACGACCAGAAGCUCGUUAAGAUACAAGUCUCACAGACAGUGAAGAUCAAGAUUUGGCAGGAAAAGGAAAAAGAUGGCUCCUCUCCAGAGCAAAUGAGCCCGGAGCACCACCUGAGUGCUCUGUGGCAUGUGCUAAAGUUGCUGGGCGCUGAGCAGGACACCACAAGCCCCCAACCCUUCUGGCUCUUGGAAAACAAAUCAGAACAGCUGCCUGGACCUCCGAAAUUCCCAGAUCCCAACAUCUUUGGGGACCAUUUUCAGAAGAAAUAUGGCCAGCUUUUCUGGGGUCUUCCCGCCCUGCACGGCGAAUCCCUGGUGGCUACAGCCUGGGUCUCAGAGAGCUCUUCCCCAUUACAGCCUCCUUUCUUCUUAUUCCAUGGAAUCUCACAUUCCUGCCUAGUUCAAGUGCAGGCUAUGAUAUCCCCACUGCUUUCCCAGGCCCAGCCGCUGUCCCAUCCGGAGCCCCAAUCCAAGGCCUUGAUUCCAUUUAGGCCCCAAUUUCAGUCCUUGCCUGUGGCUCAGGCCCAAACCCAGAUCCAUCUCCAAUCCUCUUUCUCAAUCCUACCACGUCCUUCUCCACCCUGGUUUAAGGACUACGAUGUAUCUCAUCGUGUGUCUCAGAAUAAGCCACAAGCUCUGGUCCCAACGGAAACCCGACGCCCAGAGUGGCCCUUGUGGAGGAAGCAGCUAGAAAGUGGGGGAGCUUGGCCCUCUGGGGCCCAGAGAUCUCAGGGCCUGUUCGGCGUCACACCUGACCGUUCCCAGGAGAGCUUGACCUCCAUUCUUCCCGAAAACUUUCCAAUCAUCUCUGAGCUCUGGAAGGAACUAGAGCAGCACAUCCAAAAGUGGCUCGUUCAACACCGCUGCGACCUGGGAAGGAUCCAAGGGUCUCUGGAAAAGAUGCAGCUCCAGGACACAUUUGCACAGCCGUGUCAGGCAAAGGUCAAAGACAGACCCUUGCGGUCUUCUCUGUCUCGGGGUGAAAGCAGCAAGGAUGUACAGAGGGUGAAGUUCCAGCUAGAGAAGGACCCAGGCUCACACCUGGGGUACAUCCUGGGGAGAGCGCCGAAGGAUCUGUCCAGGGGCGUGGAAAGCUCCCCAGUGAAGGUUCUGGGACCAGACUCGGAAGAGUCCGAAAGGGACUUGGUGAGGCCCUCAAGGAGUGACUCCGGAGAGGAUUUACUGAGAAGCAUAGAGAAGGCGCAUCUACAAAGCCUCCUGAAAGUCCAUUUGGGCACGAAGGUGGGUCAUAUCAACCAGGGUUUGAUCCCUGUGAGAGUGCGUCGAUCCUGGCUUGCUGCCAACCAGGCUUUUUCCAGGUCUGACACCCACGUGGGGACCGGAAGCCUAGGACUCUCAAAAAGUGUGGAACCCUGUGUGAACACCUCCAGAGAGCUUCCCUUCCUCGAUGAGUGCACUCAGCAGAGGUUGGAAGCGCAUGUGGUAAGGUUCAGGGUGAGACACAGGUGGGGCUUACCCCUCAAGGUUCUCACGCCUGUAAAUCUCCUUCAGCUGGAAAAGGCUUCAUGCCCAUCCCUUCCGCGGCCAGCCUGCCGCUCCUCAGCCGGUUGUGAGUCUGGGGCCGACUCCACAGGGGAGGGUGCAAGGGUCCCGAGAGAAGCACCCGAC
Molecule: messenger RNA, 2643 nt
Organism: Carlito syrichta (Philippine tarsier)
Lineage: Eukaryota; Metazoa; Chordata; Mammalia; Primates; Tarsiidae
Product: spermatogenesis-associated protein 31A3-like
Exons: 4
Source: RefSeq, a predicted model, not a curated record